Molecule: messenger RNA, 2547 nt
Organism: Lactuca sativa (garden lettuce)
Lineage: Eukaryota; Viridiplantae; Streptophyta; Magnoliopsida; Asterales; Asteraceae
Product: IQ domain-containing protein IQM6
Source: RefSeq, a predicted model, not a curated record
UUUAAGACGAAUGAUUUUCAUUCUUCUUCUCCGUCUUGCUUCUGUCUGAACGAAGCUUCCUCAGUUAUUGCAACCGCAGUUUGAGCCACUCUGUUUCCUUCCACCGAUUCUUAUCUCUAUAUUAAGCUUAAAUCUCAGUGACCACAACACAUUGCUCCAAUUCCUCGAGAAGACAGAUAGAAACCCCAAUUUUCACACACUGUAGGUGCUGUGUGUGAGAGAGAAACACCAUUUCUGCACUCUCUCUUAUAUACACAGCUGCAUCCUCGAGAUUCUCAUUCCAUUGAAUAUAUUUUGAAUCUUUUCUCACUGUCAAUCGAUUCUAAUCUUAUCCCAACCAGCAAUAUACUCGAUCGAAGUUUACCAGUUUUGAAGAAAAUGGGAUCAUCUUUUUCAUGGCCAUACGCAAAUAUCAACGACCUGGAUGAUCACAUCGAAUCAAUCAUAUCCAAAUCGUUAAGCUUCAAAGAACAAGAUGUAAGAACAGUGUUAAGAUCAUUCAGCUUUGACGACAUUCGUUCUUCCAAGCCUGCAAAGAUGAGAUCAUUUCGUUCAAAUAGUAUGAUCCGAGGGUCUCUAAGCUUUAAUGGGAGGGAACGCAAAAAAGCAUCUACCUUUAAACGUUCUUCCACAGAAAAAUAUCAAAAACCUGCAAAAACAACCCUCGAAAACACAUUGCUUGAACCUGAAACAAAACGGGUCGACCCGGAAACACAUGGACCUGAACCACCAUCGCCUAAGUCACCCAUGAAUCGUGAUCUUGCUGCUCUUAAGUUGCAGAAAACUUAUAAAAGUUUCAGAACCAGAAGGCAGUUAGCUGAUUGUGCAGUUUUGGUCGAGCAAAGAUGGUGGAAGCUUUUGGAUUUUGCUCAGCUGAAAUGCAGUUCAGUAUCAUUCUUUGAAGUUGAGAAACCAGAAACAGCUGUUUCACGUUGGUCAAGAGCAAGAACUCGGGCUGCAAAGGUGGGAAAAGGGUUGUCAAAAAACGAAAAAGCUCGUAAACUUGCCUUACAACAUUGGCUCGAAGCAAUUGAUCCACGACAUCGUUAUGGUCAUAAUCUUCAAUUUUAUUACGCCAAAUGGCUUCAUUGUGAAAGCAGACAACCCUUUUUCUAUUGGCUUGACAUAGGGGAAGGGAAAGAAGUAAACCUUGAAAGAUGCUCAAGAACAAAGCUUCUUCAACAAUGCAUCAAAUAUCUAGGCCCAACAGAAAGGGAGGCGUAUGAAGUUAUAGUGGAAGAUGGAAAAUUUAUGUACAAACAUAAUAAGAUUAUAAUAGAUACAACGGGUGAAUCGGAUGAUGUUAAGUGGAUAUUUGUUCUUAGCACAUCAAUGGUUUUAUAUAUUGGAAUGAAACAAAAAGGAAAAUUUCAACAUUCAAGUUUUUUAGCUGGUGGAGCUACAAUAUCUGCUGGAAGAGUGGUGAUUAAAGAUGGUGUUCUAAAGGCUGUUUGGCCUCAUAGUGGACAUUAUCUCCCUACAGAAGAAAACUUUGAUGCCUUCUUAACAUUCCUUAUGCAACACAAUGUUGAUGUUCAUGCUGUUAAGAAAAGCCCAGAUAAUGAAGAAGAAGAAGCAAGUUUUGAAAUUGCUGGAUUUGGUAUGAGAAAUAGUGUAUCAGAACCGAGUAUCUUUGAAGGCAUAAUACAAACAAACACCAAAACGUAUCAAAGAAAGAACUCUAGAAAAGAUCGAUGCAGAAAUCGUGUAUAUUUAUCAACCGAUUUGAAGGAAAAGAUAACCAAACUUGAAAUUCCAAAGAAUGAAAAAGUUAUCUUGGCUUUCCAGAAUCAAGCUCUAGAACCAGAACCGGAAUCGGAAUCGGAAUCGGAAUCGGAAUCAGAUAGAACCACGGAUUAUGACACGGCAGAGGAGUUUUUAUCUGAUUUUGAACUUAUGGUUUCCAAAAAGAAUCUAUUUGAUUAUGGUGAAGAAGAUGGAGCAUAUGAUGAACAACAUGUCACACAAGAGAAGAUUAUGAAGAGGAUAAAUUCUCAUAAAGAAAACAAGUCUUUUCAAUUGGGUAAGCAACUUAGUUGCAAAUGGACAACUGGAGCUGGGCCCCGCAUUGGGUGUGUACGGGAUUACCCUUUGGAGCUACAAGCACGUGCUAUGGAAGAAAUGUGUUUGUCACCCAAAUGUAGUGCCACAUCACCCAAAGGUAGUGCCAUGUCACCUCGAAGAUUUGGGAUGCUUCUAGAAACAAGUAGUCCGGUUAAGAAAAGUCCACUUGGUCAUGGCCAAAAUCUUGAAAUUGCAAUGGUUUUUUAAAGAGGAAGGAUUGAAGAUUGGAGGGAUCUUGAAAUUAGGUGUAGUUUUCAAGAAAAUUUUUGGAACUACAUUUACAUUGGUUGUUUAAUGUUUAGCUUAGUUUAUGUUGGGUCUAUUUGGUGAUAGCAACAACAUGAAUCUUUAGUUUUGAUGGGGUUUCAAGAAAAUUUUGGAACUUCUUGUUUUAUAGGGUAGGGCUAAGAUUUGCAGAGUUCUUUUGUAAAAUUUUGUUGGUCUUACUUACCAAAUAUAGUAAUAACAUGAAUAUUGAAAUUA